UAUAGAAAAUGGAUAAUUUUUCUUUCCAGGCUGAGCCCAAUGCUUCCUGCGUGGAUGUGGAUGUUGGCUGCUACAGGACAGGACACCAGUGGCAUAAUAUGUCAGCCCCACAACUGAUUCCUACGUUCUACAUUGCUGUGCCCAUCAUCUAUUCUGUUAUCUGUGCUGUUGGACUUACCGGGAACUCUGCCGUCAUAUAUGUUAUCUUAAAGGCCCCCAAAAUGAAGACAGUCACGAACAUUUUCAUCCUAAAUCUGGCAAUUGCUGAUGAGCUGUUCACUUUGGUGCUCCCUAUCAACAUAGCUGACUAUCUGCUGCUUCAGUGGCCCUUUGGUGAAUUCAUGUGCAAACUAAUUAUCUCCAUAGACCAGUACAAUACUUUUUCAAGCAUCUAUUUCUUGACUGUCAUGAGCAUUGAUCGAUACCUGGUUGUUGUUGCUACUGUCAAGUCAAAGAAAAUGUCCUAUCGCACCUACAGGGCUGCCAAGACAGUAAGUGUGUGUGUCUGGAUUUUUGUCACAAUCAUCAUCUUGCCAUUUAGUAUUUUUGCCAAGAUCCAUACUGAAGAGGGACGGUCUCAAUGUGUCUUUGUCUUUCCCAGUCCAGAAGGCUUAUGGUGGAAAGUGAGUCGUCUCUACACCCUGAUCAUGGGCUUUGCCAUCCCAGUGUCUACCAUUUGCAUCCUAUAUAGCACCAUGCUGUACAAGCUAAGGCAUAUGCACCUCCACAGCAAUGCUAAAGCCCUGGACAAAGCAAAGAAGAAAGUGACAGUAAUGGUGUUGAUCAUCUUGGCAGUUUGCCUGUUUUGUUGGACCCCCUAUCACCUCAGUACUGUGGUGGCUCUCACCACAGACAUCCCCCAAACCCCUCUAAUAAUUGGAAUCUCCUACUUCAUCACCACUCUAAGCUACGCUAACAGUUGCCUCAACCCAUUCCUCUAUGGCUUUUUGGAUGAUACUUUCCGGAAGAGUUUCCGAAAGUUGAUCGAAUGUGGAACUUCCUCAUAAAAUCCCAGUC
This is a messenger RNA of Pogona vitticeps (central bearded dragon), 1017 nucleotides long. It is a transcript of the gene NPBWR1, whose product is annotated as neuropeptides B and W receptor 1. Gene Ontology annotation, molecular function: neuropeptide binding; neuropeptide receptor activity. Gene Ontology annotation, cellular component: plasma membrane; neuron projection. Lineage: Eukaryota; Metazoa; Chordata; Lepidosauria; Squamata; Agamidae. Gene Ontology annotation, biological process: neuropeptide signaling pathway. The record is from RefSeq and is a predicted model, not a curated record.